This is a messenger RNA of Peniophora sp. CBMAI 1063, 654 nucleotides long. Lineage: Eukaryota; Fungi; Basidiomycota; Agaricomycetes; Russulales; Peniophoraceae. The record is from the annotation of a GenBank genome assembly.
AUGCGUGGGACUCUGUGGGGUUGGCAGUUUUCGAAGGGCGACGGUGGAAGUACGCUCAUCAUCGCGCAGGUCGACGACAAGGCAAGACUCAAAAUGGGCAUCGACAUCGCCAAGCACCACGUGAAGAAGGGCGCACGGACUGCCCCGGCCAGCGAGGACCCGUACUUGCUCUUGCUCGUCAAGCUGUACCGUUUCCUCGCCCGCCGCACCGACUCCGACUUCAACAAGGCGAUCCUCAAGCGCCUGUACCUCUCCAAGAUCAACCGCCCGCCGGUGUCGCUCUCGAAGCUCGUGGUGGAGACGAAGAGCGUGCCUGAGCUCGAGUCGAAGGUCGUCGUCGUCGUCGGCACGAUCACCGAUGAUGUCCGCCUGACGGAGCUCCCGAAGCUCUCCGUCGCCGCCCUCCGCUUCACCGCCUCCGCACGCGAGCGCAUCCUCAAGGCCGGCGGCGAGGUUCUCACCCUCGACCAGCUCGCAACCCGCGCACCCACCGGCUCAAACACCGUCCUCAUCCGCGGCAAGCGCAACUCGCGCGAGUCCGUCAAGCACUUCGGCAUGGGCCCCCACAAGCACAAGAGGCCACACACCAUCUCCAAGGGCCGCAAGUUCGAGCGUGGUCGUGGUCGCAGGGCUUCGCGCGGUUUCAAGGUCUAA